AUGGCACCCUUCGAUCUGGACGCAUGUAUUCAACAAUUGCUCCGGAAGCAACUCCUCCAUGAAGCACUUCUCCGCGAAAUAUGCGAGAAAACAAAAGAGGUCCUCAUGCGGGAGUCAAACGUCGUCCACGUUAGUGCUCCAGUGACAGUGGUCGGAGACAUUCAUGGUCAGUUCUACGACCUCAUCGAGAUAUUUCGGAUAGGGGGAUAUGCUCCCGAAACCAACUACCUCUUUCUGGGCGACUACGUCGACCGAGGACUAUUCAGCGUCGAAACAAUCUCGCUCUUGACAUGCCUGAAGCUACGAUGGCCUGACCGGGUGCAGCUGAUUAGAGGUAAUCAUGAGUCGAGAGCGGUCACCCAGACGUACGGCUUCUAUACCGAAUGUGUGCGGAAAUACGGAUCCUCGCAUGUCUGGACAUAUUUUACGGACAUGUUUGACUUCUUGACAUUAUCUGUGGUGAUUGAUGACAAGAUAUUUUGCGUUCAUGGUGGGCUAUCGCCCUCAAUACAUUCAAUUGACCAGAUCAAGGUCGUUGAUCGAUUUCGAGAAAUUCCCCACGAGGGUCCUAUGGCGGACUUGGUGUGGUCAGACCCGGAUCCGGAGAAGGAAGACUUCGCCAUCUCACCACGCGGCGCCGGCUACACGUUCGGUUCUGGCGUAGUAUACAAGUUUCUCGAGACAAACAAUAUGUCGCACAUCCUGCGGGCACACCAGCUCUGUAUGGAGGGUUACGCAUCACUAUUUGACAAACACCUAUCGACGGUGUGGUCCGCACCCAAUUAUUGUUAUCGAUGUGGAAAUUCUGCAAGUAUAUUGGAAGUGGGGCCUGGCGGAUCAUCAAUGUACUUCAACGUGUUUCAGGCGGCCCCCGAGAACGAGAGGGAUGGGCCCAGCCAUCAAGCGGCGCAGAACGCGGGUGGAAGAUUGCCGGAAUACUUCCUGUAA
This is a messenger RNA of Sparassis crispa, 948 nucleotides long. RefSeq names its product Putative serine/threonine-protein phosphatase. The transcript is spliced from 8 exons. Gene Ontology annotation, biological process: peptidyl-serine dephosphorylation. Gene Ontology annotation, molecular function: protein serine/threonine phosphatase activity. Gene Ontology annotation, cellular component: FAR/SIP/STRIPAK complex. The record is from RefSeq and is a predicted model, not a curated record. Bases 1 to 948 code for a protein of 315 amino acids. NCBI's taxonomy places the organism in Eukaryota, Fungi, Basidiomycota, Agaricomycetes, Polyporales, Sparassidaceae.